AUGUCCACCCCUCCCUCCACCACACCCACCGCAAACAACUCUGCUCCCAUCUCACGCACCCCCAGCCUCGCAUCUCCCAUGGCCACAAACACCUACCCCACAGGGCCGUCCGCCCCGGAACCGUACGCACCCAACUCGGAAGAGUAUGGCGAGGAAGAGCGCAUUCGCUCGCGCGCUGGUACAGGCCAGAGCGCAUCGGGGCGGACGCUCAAUAGCAGCUCGGCGGAGGGCUCGUCAGGGGAGAAAAAUGCUUAUGAAUCGAGCAAGGCGGGCGAGUAUCAGUCGUCAGAGGCUGCGAACGAUUCAGGGCUGGUGAAUGGGGCUGGUGCGCCAGGUGGGAAGGGACCCAGAAAGUUUGCGCACAACUUCUGGGACCCCGAAAUGGCAAAAUUCAGAGGUAUCGCCUUCAAGAUUCUCGGCAUGACUGUUGUCAUAACAACGCUCGUGGUCUGGUUAUGUCUGCCCGUCUAUUGGGGUUCUUUGUGGAAGGCAAACAGGUACACCGACAAGCUCACCGUCCGUGUCAUCAACCGCGAUUCCGGCACCGUCGGCAGCACCAUCACCGACACCCUCCUCACCCACAGGAACCUCCGCUACUUUACGACCCCUGCCUCUGAAUUCCCCACGAACGAUCUUGUCGCCGACGAUGUCGUCGAAGAAGGUGUCUGGGCAGCGAUCGUCAUUGGUGAAGGAGUGUCUGACGGGCUUGUGUCGGCGAGGGAGAAUGGGCUGGCGAGCUGGAAUGGGUCGAACGCGAUUGAGGUGUUUUAUGCGCAAGGCCGACAGGAGACGGCGAUCAAUACCUAUAUGCUGCCCUAUAUCCAGGCGUCCCUCGCCCAGAUCUGUUCUCAGAUGAACGCUCAAGACACUGCUGCAUACUUGCAAGCCAACGCAAACAAUGCCACCGCUAUCGGACUCCUCGCUCAGGCCCCGACUACACUCACCAACGGCGUCUGGUACACCCUCAACAACCUCCGUCCAUUCAACCAGCCCGUCGCUACCGCCAUCACCUUGGUCGGCCUCAUCUACAUGCUCAUCUUGUCCUUCAUCAUGACCAUGACCAACAAUGCCGUCCGUGAAAUCAUCGCGCCCUUUCUCAAGACCCGGUCGUACAUCAUGUACCGCCUCUUCUCCCCCAUCUGCCUCUACCUCUUCAUCUCGUUCAUCUUUGUGAUGGUCAACCUCCCCUUCAAAGUCCACUUCGACGCCCACUACACCUACGCCGGUGGUUUCUUCCUCUUGUGGUUCUCCUUCUUCCUCGGCAUGUGUUCUGUCGGGCUCGCGACGGAGGCUGCUAUCACGGUGCUGGGGCCAAAGUUUAUGGCAUUCUUCUUGAUCCCGAUUAUCAUUGUGAAUGUGUCGGUGUGCUCGUUGCCGCAUGAGCUGCAGCCUUGGAUCUACAAGUAUGGCGUUGCUAUGCCUUUCUACAACUGCAACCGUAUCGUCCGAACUAUCAUCUUCAACACCAAAAACGACAUCGGCAUGAACCUCGGUAUCCUUAUCGCCUGGAUCGUCGUUUCCUUCAUCACCAUCUCUCUCGGGACGUGGCUGUUUAGGAGACAGUCGGUGAAUCAGCAUAAUAAGGAAGUGGGUGAGAAUGACUCGGCUUAG
Messenger RNA from Cryptococcus wingfieldii CBS 7118, 1611 nucleotides. RefSeq names its product endoplasmic reticulum protein. The transcript has 6 exons. NCBI's taxonomy places the organism in Eukaryota, Fungi, Basidiomycota, Tremellomycetes, Tremellales, Cryptococcaceae. The record is from RefSeq and is a predicted model, not a curated record. Gene Ontology annotation, cellular component: membrane. The coding region runs from base 1 to 1611 and encodes 536 amino acids.